Messenger RNA from Scomber scombrus (Atlantic mackerel), 6582 nucleotides. It is a transcript of the gene ephb4a, whose product is annotated as eph receptor B4a. The coding region runs from base 860 to 3817 and encodes 985 amino acids. The record is from RefSeq and is a predicted model, not a curated record. Gene Ontology annotation, biological process: protein phosphorylation; cell surface receptor protein tyrosine kinase signaling pathway; central nervous system projection neuron axonogenesis. NCBI's taxonomy places the organism in Eukaryota, Metazoa, Chordata, Actinopteri, Scombriformes, Scombridae. Gene Ontology annotation, molecular function: transmembrane-ephrin receptor activity; ATP binding; protein binding. Gene Ontology annotation, cellular component: neuron projection; plasma membrane. The transcript is spliced from 17 exons.
CCCGCAGUGUUUUUAGCCUGCUGACUUCAUCAGAGAACUAACCAGACAUUUUACCCUCAGUUUCAGUCUCAUUUUUCCCUGUUAAAACAGGCCAGGCUAGACCUGUCGAGCAGUAUCCCCACCACCACCUUUCGUGGAUUUUUCCCCCCUUCUUCUUCUUUUCCCCCAGCAGCCAAAUAGUGUGGUGCAUGGACAGGAGAAAGGGGGCAGGAAACAAAAAUACACUUUGGCGGAUUGUUAGCCGAACAUCAAGAGAAGAUGUGGAGGAAGGUAUGAUGAUGAUGAUGAGGAGGAUUAUCUGUGUGUAUAACUAACAGACAUGCAGUGAGGUGCCCUGAUUUGUGGAUCCAGCCUGCUCCAGUCAUCGAGCUGAGGGGGAGAAAUUGGGAGAAGUCGUGUGGAGCACAAAGAGCUGAUUUUAAAGCCGAGGAUUUAACAAGUUUGAAGCAUGCUCCUCGUGUGCUGACAGAGGACUGAAGGUGGGAGCACUGUGGUGGGUUUCUGUUGCUUUCUGUGCAGACUUUCACCAUUACGCAAAGUUGGACAAUCUGGGAGAAGUUCCCAGUCUGCAACCAGUAAUCACACUUGUUAUUGGAGGUGCUGUAUCUGGCCAACGCCUUAUAUUCACUACUGACUGUGUGUGUUGUGGUUUUUAUGAGAUAACCGCACUUAGUCUAUGUGUAUUUUUCUACUACAGCCUUUUGACCACAGAGUGAGGCUCUCUGUACUGAAGUCCACUUUAAAUGCGGACUGGUUUGUGGUCAGUGAGUGCACAGCCGAGCCUCCGCCGGUGCCACUUGAUCUUUAAUUCAAGGCGAGACAGAAGUCGGUUGAUUUUUGACAAUUUUCUGACCACACUAUGGAGCUGACAUACAUCAGCGUUGUCCUAAUGGGGUGCAUCUUCCUGGAUUGGGCUCCACAGGCUUCUGCAGAGGAAGAGGUGCUGAUGAACACUAAGACAGAGACUUCUGAUCUCAAAUGGACCAUCUUCUCGCAUGCCAAAACCGAGUGGGAGGAAGUUAGUGGUUUAGAUGAGGAGAACAACAGUGUGAGGACCUAUGAGAUCUGCCAGACUGACAGCUCGUCCAGCCACUGGCUUCGCAGUGGCUUCAUCCAGCGAAGAGGUGCAGCUCACGUCUAUGUGGAGCUUCGAUUCACCAUGAUGGAGUGUUCCUCCAGGAGCACCCACCACCGCAGCUGUAAGGAGACCUUCAAUCUCUACUACUACCAGGCAGACUCGAACGAGGCCACAGCCACUCACCCUCCAUGGAUGGAGAAUCCUUACGUCAAGGUCGACACGGUGGCUGCGGACUUUCUACUGAGGAAGGGUGGGGAGCAGAAAUUCAAUUUGAAGACCUUAAGGCUCGGCCCUCUAUCUAAGAGGGGCCUCUACUUGGCUUUUCAGGCUCAGGGCGCUUGCAUGGCCCUGCUGUCCGUCAGGGUUUUCUUCAAGAAGUGUCCUCCCUUGAUUAGUUCUCUUUCGUCUUUCCCUGAGACCGUCCCCCGCACUCUUGUGCAAGAGGCGCAGGGUGUGUGUGUGGACUACGCCUCCCUGCAAGGGCCCAGACCUCGGCCACCUAAACUCUUCUGCGGGGAAGAUGGCCAGUGGGUGGGCCAGGCGACAACCUCCUGUGCCUGCGUACCGGGAUUUGAACCUGCUGAAGGAAACACACGAUGCACAGCCUGCUCUUUGGGUCAGUUCAAGUCAGGUGCAGAGGGACAAUGCACAGGCUGUCCAGGAUUCAGCCACGCCCCCACCAGGGGGGCAUCAGCGUGUGUGUGUCGACCCGGAUACCUGCGUGCAGAAUCUGACAACCCCGACGCUUCAUGCACUAGACCUCCUUCGGCCCCACGCAGUAUUGUCACCCAGAUCAACGACACCACGCUCAGUCUAGAGUGGAACGAGCCGCUGGACAACGGCAACAGAGAAGACCUGAGCUACACUGUCAGAUGCUUUGUGUGUAGGUCACCCAAAGGACCCUGCCUGUCCUGCGGAGACAGCGUCAGCUACCGCCCCUCGCAGCACGGCCUGCAGGGUCGCAGGGUUGAGGUGUGGGGCCUGCUGCCUCACACCACAUACACCUUUACCAUCCAGGCAAUCAACGGGGUGUCUCAGCUCAGCGGCAAGGACCCUGCCAGCGAAAGUGUCAACAUCACUACAAGUCAUGACGUGCCAUCACUGGUGUCUGUGAUUCGGAAGAGGGACUCCACAGAGAGCAGCCUGACACUUCACUGGUCAGUCCCUGCCCAGCCACACUACACCAUCCUGCAGUAUCAGCUACGCUACUGUGAGAAGGAGCGGCGUACCGAGGAUCAGUGCCUCUACACAGAGAGUAACAUAAACCAGGCUGUGCUGACGGACCUUCGUAGGGCCACUCAAUAUGAAGUGCAGGUGCGGGUGCGUACCAUGGCCGGUUAUGGCAGCUUCAGUCCUGCAGCCAUCUUCCGUACCCUCCCUGAUGGACUCGAUUCUUCCUCCCAGUUCUUGAUACCUGGCAUCCUUAUCGCCGUUGGGAUGUUGCUGCUUGUCACUUUCGUCUUUGUGGCCGCUUACUGCAUACGCAGACACAGCCGAAUAAAGGAUCCAGAGCUGAGUGACAAAAACAGCCAGUACCUUGUUGGCCAAGGGGUCAAGGUGUAUAUCGACCCUUUCACCUAUGAGGACCCCAAUGAGGCGGUGCGAGAAUUUGCCAAGGAAAUCGAUGUUUCCUUUGUCAAGAUUGAGGAGGUUAUUGGAGCUGGAGAGUUCGGGGAGGUGUGUCGAGGACGGCUUAGGGUCCCGGGGAAAAAAGAAAACUACGUAGCAAUAAAGACAUUAAAGGGCGGCUACACGGACAAGCAAAGGCGAGACUUCCUGUCCGAGGCGUCCAUCAUGGGCCAGUUCCAGCACCCCAACAUCAUCCACUUGGAGGGGAUCAUCACAGCCAGCUGUCCAGUCAUGAUACUCACAGAGUUUAUGGAGAACGGAGCUCUGGAUUCUUUUCUACGGCUGAACGACAGCCAGUUCACGCCCAUCCAGCUGGUGGGAAUGCUGCGCGGCAUCGCCUCGGGCAUGAAGUACCUGGCAGAGAUGAGCUACGUCCACCGGGACCUGGCUGCCCGCAACAUCCUGAUCAACAGCAACCUGGUGUGCAAGGUGUCCGACUUCGGCUUGUCACGCUUCUUGCAGGAGAACUCCUCUGACCCGACUUACACCAGCUCUCUGGGAGGUAAGAUCCCAAUCCGCUGGACAGCACCGGAGGCGAUAGCCUUCAGAAAGUUUACCUCAGCCUCUGAUGUGUGGAGCUAUGGCAUUGUCAUGUGGGAGGUCAUGUCUUUUGGAGAGAGACCGUACUGGGACAUGAGCAACCAGGAUGUAAUCAAUGCCAUAGAGCAGGACUACCGGCUGCCCCCGCCCCCUGACUGCCCCACCCACCUGCACCAGCUGAUGUUGGACUGCUGGCAGAAGGACCGUUCAGCGCGUCCUCGCUUCGCAGACCUUGUCAGCGCUCUGGACAAGCUGAUCCGCAACCCAGCGUCACUGAAAAUAGUGGCUCAAGAAGGAGCAGGGCCAUCAUACCCCCUGCUGGACCAGCGUGCACCUAUAGCCCUUUCGUCAUGCGCUUCAGUGGGGGAAUGGUUGAGGGCCAUCAAGAUGGAGCGCUACGAAGACAGCUUCCUGCAGGCCGGCUUCACCUCAGUGGAUCAGCUGACCCAGAUCACCACACAGGAGCUGCUGCGCAUGGGCGUGACGCUGGCCGGGCAUCAGAGAAAAAUCCUCUCCAGCAUCCAGAUGAUGACUUUUCGGAACAAGAGCACUACAACUGUGACCUUCUAGCUCACCUGCCUCCUAAACUGGUGAUGAACACCAGCACGCGGGUGCAGCUAUGUACCGACAGCACUCUGGAUCCUCUUUUUCAACAUGGACUCCCAAGAGAGAUUGACAGAAAAAAAAUCAGUGAUUAAAGAUGAGUUUCCAAUCAGCAUGGGAAAGUCAUCCAGAAACUGGUUAAUCACCCAGAGUGACCCGACAGUGAACUGACUCUGCCUCUUUCUUACAGUUAGCGUUCAAUGUUUUUAUAUCUACGCAAGUUUAGGAUCCAAUUAAUGUACUAAACCAAGAGGAGAUGCUGGUCGGUUUGUUUCAUUGUGAAAACUGGUAGUUGACUGGUUUGUUGUCCUAAAAAAAAAAUCACUUUCACCUUUUCAACAAACAGCAAAAACAGAUGCCAGGAUUUGAGUAUCAUUAUGUAAUCAUGAAGUAGAGCUGUUGUCACUCUGGGUGUCUUGCAUUAAUACAUCUGGAUUACAUCACUACAAAGACACCUUUCACACCAAGACUGAAGAUUUGAACUGUGUUGGAUUUCUUUUUUUCUUUUUUUAAAACUUUUUUUUCAUUUGAUUUCAACAUUACCUCCUCUUUACUCAGGUGUGGUGUGUAAUGCAGACUUUGGAGACUCCUCCUAAUCAGACUCUUUCAUCUUCCUCAGUCUGCUCCCCUCUCCCCCAGCCCCCCUUCACCAGCGCAGCACCGUACGAGGAGCAGCGAGACACAGAGACAUAUCAGCACUUUUGUCGUUUCACAGUGAAUUGUAAUCUUCAGUGACUCCAUGUGUUUUGGAGUGCCAGUCAGUUAUUUCUACUGCCCAUGCUUCUGCUGGCAGCUCCAUUUUAUUAUACUCAGACUGAACAAGGACCAAGUGGACUCAGAGACCAGAGAACACUGUAGAAUUGGUUUUCUUUGUAGAAAUUUACUAAGGAAGCUAUCUGGGCUCGAAGUUGUUUUUGCUGAUGUAAAUGAUACGUUUUUUUAUUUGCUUAUUCUGUACUUAUUCAUCAUCUUCCAGUGCCAUUCAGUCGUCUUUGUGGAUUUAAAUGCCAAUUUUAUAAAGAAGAAAUCUCUCGAGUGAUUCAAUCUUGUCUCAUUUAAAUGUACCUUAAAGGGUUACUUUGACAUUUUGAAGUUAAGUGUAUUAGGUUCCUUCAUCAGAUGUCCAAAAAUGGUCUCUGCUUUUUGACCCAAAGCUACACACACACACACAAUGCACAGCAGCUAACAGGCUAGCCCGCAGUCAGCAGUAUCCAUUGGUUUCAGGGUGGAAUGCUAACAACGCUGUUGAUCCGCUGUUUGAUUAGCAGCACAACUCCCACGUUAUUACAAGUGAUUGUUGAAGAAGAAUAACAGACUCUAGUUCAAAGUGUCAAAGUAUUGCUCUAAGACUUGAAGGAUAAUUCCAGUCUUUUUGACAUUUAAGGCCUGCAUAAUUUUCCCCACCUGCAGUACAUCAGUAAAAUGGAGCUUAAACAUCCUCUAAACACACUUGAACAAAAAUGUUGAAUACGAAAUGCAUUGUAUUGCUUUUCUAAAUGGUUUCACUCUUGUGCUAUAGUGCACUUUUUUUAAUCUGUUCAGUUUAUUUUGCAUGACAAAAGACAACUUUCCUAGUAAUAAGUGAGGGAAUUCAGUUUCCCCUCAGCAGAUAUUUUCUCAUAGCACAGUCGUUAAAGGAUAGGUUCACAAUAUUUCAAGCCUGUCUUAAAAUAAUAGUCAGGGGCCCAAUUGAACACAGGUUUUAAUUACUGUAAUCAUUCCUCCUGUUCAUUCUUGGCUAUUAAAAGAUCCCUUCUUAAUGAACUUCACAUGUUAGUGACGUGCGAGAAAAUCCACAGUCCUCCUUCUGUGCAGAAAUGAAUUUAAAAGUUUAUCUGAAGCUAAUACGACGCUUCAGUCAUCCAAACUUGUCAAAUCAAGUCAGUAUCUUUCAGAGUUAGUCUUUUUGGUACCAGAUUCCCUCUCUUUGUUACUACUAUUGCAGCUGGAGAGGAAAACACUGUCAGUGGCGACACAAAGACGGAACUUUUUUUAUAUAAAGACAGCUGUGGAAGAUAUCCACUCUAUUUCACUCACCCAGACAGCUGAAGCCUCAUAUUAUCUUCAGUUAAACUUUUAAAUACAUUUUUUUCUUUGAAACAAGGACUGUGGGUUUUUGUCCUCCAUCACUUCCAUUGAAAGCACAUUUGGAGAGAGGGGAUCUUCUAAUGGCCACUAUGAACAAUAGGAAUGACUACAGCGAGGAAAACCAAUGUUUGAAUGUUCAUAUGGGAACCUGACUAUAGUUUUAGGACAGACUCUUCGAACUUUGCACUUUUAUCAUCUGUGAUCAUUUUCUAGGGUUUCGUGAGGUUUACGGCGCAAUUUCCUCUCAAACAAAACCCACUCGGAGGUGAUGAUUAACACAGAUUCAAGGGCCAGUAUGAGUUGUCUGGUUAAUGCACACCAAGAAUUAAGGGCUGGAAACGGUCAACCAUUUUAUGGCAACACAUGAAAAAGACAGAGUGCGUUGGAAACAUUGGUGACACCAUAAAAUCAUUGGACCUUAGUGUGCGUUCAUCCUCUUUUCUAACAUGCAUUCAAAACUUGACUAGCCUUGGUCAGAAACACUGGUAUUGUCACGCAAGAGUCUGAGACAUUCCUUCAAGGAUUAUGGGAAACGUGGUCUUCAUAUUGAAGAUCUUAAUAAAGUCAACUUUGAAAUGAUGAAUAGAUAAAGUAUGUUUUGAUUACCGUCCUGUGUGUAGGCUAAUCUGUAUUCAGUAUUCAUA